CCCCGGGUGGCUGCUGCAGCCUGCGCUGCCUCCGCCACUGCCGGCCGCCUGCGGAGUCUGAGCGGGAGCCGGAUCGGUGCCCAGCUGACGAGGGGCUCCCGGGCCGCGGGGGCGGGCGGGCGAUGCUCCAGCAGCCUGACCAGCCAUGGAGGCCGAGGCAGGCGGCCUGGAGGAGCUGACAGAUGAGGAGAUGGCGGCGUUGGGCAAGGAAGAGCUGGUGCGGCGUCUGCGGCGGGAGGAGGCGGCGCGCCUGGCGGCGUUGGUGCAGCGCGGCCGCCUGAUGCAGGAGGUGAACCGGCAGCUGCAGGGUCACCUGGGCGAGAUCCGCGAGCUCAAGCAGCUCAACCGGCGCCUGCAGGCCGAGAACCGCGAGCUGCGCGACCUCUGCUGCUUCCUGGACUCGGAGCGCCAGCGGGGGCGGCGCGCCGCGCGCCAGUGGCAGCUCUUCGGGACCCAAGCCUCCCGGGCGGUGCGCGAGGACCUGGGCGGCUGUUGGCAGAAGCUAGCGGAGCUGGAGAGCCGCCAGGAGGAGCUGCUGCGGGAAAACCUGGCGCUGAAGGAGCUUUGCCUGGCUCUGGGCGAGGAGUGGGGGCCCCGCGGCGGCAGUGGCGGCGCGGGGGGCUCGGGCGCCGCGCCGACACCGGAGCUCGCCCUGCCCCCCUGCGGGCCCCGCGAUCUAGGCGACGGCAGCUCCAGCACCGGCAGCGUGGGCAGCCCCGAUCAGUUGCCCCUGGCCUGUUCCCCCGAUGACUGAGGGAGCUGCUGCUUCCACGCGGCGCCCGUCCAGAUUGCUCCCGGAGCGCUGCGAUUGCUGUGAACCCCCGAACUAGGACGCGUCCUCGGGGGUUGGGGGGGGAGUGCACCUGGAGCCGCUGACGGGGCCUAAGAAACCCUGGCGCUAGAGAGGGCCCCUCGCACUCGCUGGCGGGGCAGCAGGGGGGACUGGAGGUGUGAUUGGUGGGACUUACUGGGGGGGCUGGAUGGGGGGGACUAAUAAACAGGGACCGAAGCGGA
Messenger RNA from Dipodomys ordii (Ord's kangaroo rat), 1014 nucleotides. RefSeq names its product coiled-coil domain containing 85B (gene Ccdc85b). Gene Ontology annotation, biological process: negative regulation of DNA-templated transcription. The coding region runs from base 146 to 754 and encodes 202 amino acids. The record is from RefSeq and is a predicted model, not a curated record. The transcript has a single exon. Gene Ontology annotation, cellular component: nucleus. NCBI's taxonomy places the organism in Eukaryota, Metazoa, Chordata, Mammalia, Rodentia, Heteromyidae.